This is a messenger RNA of Plasmodium cynomolgi strain B, 309 nucleotides long. RefSeq names its product CYIR protein. The annotation marks the transcript as partial. The record is from RefSeq and is a predicted model, not a curated record. The transcript has a single exon. NCBI's taxonomy places the organism in Eukaryota, Apicomplexa, Aconoidasida, Haemosporida, Plasmodiidae.
GUUAUUGGCAGAACAGGAUUUAAAAACGAGAUUAUACGACCUGAAAUUUGAGGAUAAUUUAUUAAAAUGUAGGGAUAAUAGAAUAAAAAAAAUUGAUAAUUAUGGCUCUACCGUAUAUGAUAAGUUGCAAAAAAGUUGUUCAAAUGAUUUGAAAAAUUAUAAAAAAGAAUUUAAGCGUAAAUAUUCUAAAAGGAAGGAUUUAAUAAGACUAGAUUGUUAUUGUGAAAAAAAUAUAUUUGAUAUGAUUGAUAGAAUUGGUGAACAGCAAGUAGGGACUAGUAGAUAUAACAUAAAAUUAAAAAAAGUAUA